AGCCAUUUAUUUCAUUUUUGGCGAAUGAUGAGAUCAUCUGUACGCGAUGCCUACAGCAAAAACCUGCGUGGCGUCAUUACUGCUGCGACGUCCGACGUGACCGGUGUGUUGAGAUACCAGUGUGCGUUUUUCAGGGACACACUAUAAACAGAUCAUGGCAGACCUCGGACUAAAAAAGGGGGACAAGGUGCUCUUGGUCUGGAGCCAACCAUCAUCUCCCAUCACACUGAAGGAAUUUGCUGAAAAUAUUGGCACUAUUGUUGGCAGCCAGAGUCUUGUGUCUUUGGAGAACAUGGAGAGACUACAACUUUUUUCUCACUCAGCUUCCAGUUAUGACUGGGUUCUGUCAGGCCUUUUGACGGACAGCUCCCCAAUCCACAGCUCUGAAAUGUUGGCAGAGUUCGCCAAACUUUUGAAACCUGAUGGGAAACUUGUGUUAGAAGAGCCUGUUUCAGGUUCUGAGGACAAUAGUGUAAAAACCGCUGGGAAGUUGAUAUCAGCUUUAAAACUGUCUGGAUUGGUGUCUGUCACAGAGAUAAAGACGGAGCCUCUAAGCCCAGAAGCAAUCACAGCUGUGAAGGAGCGCACGGGUUUUCAAGGAAACUCUCUUUCGAGGGUGCGCAUGUCUGCAUCUAAACCCAACUUUGAGGUCGGUUCCUCUACACAGCUGAAACUCAACUUUGGCAAGAAAGUCACCACAACAGAGAAACCAGCCCUUGAUCCAAGCACUGCUAAAAUGUGGACCCUUUCAGCCAAUGAUAUGGACGAUGAUGAUGUGGAUUUGGUAGAUUCUGAUGCUCUUCUGGAUGCAGAUGAUCUGAAGAAGCCCGACCCAUCCUCUCUCAAGACUUCCUGUGGAGAGGAUUCAACAAAGAAAAAGAAAGCCUGCAAAAACUGCACGUGUGGUCUUGCUGAAGAACUGGAACAGGAGAGCAAAGCUGCCCAAAAAGCCAGUCAGCCAAAAUCAGCCUGUGGAAGUUGUUAUUUAGGAGACGCCUUCCGAUGUGCCAGUUGCCCAUAUUUAGGCAUGCCUGCAUUCAAACCUGGGGAGAAGGUUUUGUUGGCCAACACUGAUAAAGCAGAUGCAUAGACAUUCAUUAGACCUAAAUCCAUUCCGUUCUUAUUCUGCAACAUCAGAGACACACAAAUACACUUCCAGCUGUUAUAAACAGGGACGUUUCUUGUAUAGGUGUUAUUUUUGUCAAUUAAGUACGAUUGUUACCCAUAAUGUAAAUAAAGUUAAAAAGCACUGCUCUGUUGAAAACCUCUCAUUCCAGACUUUAAAUCAGUUUAAAAUUCAAAAUAUAUCCAAAUGGGAUCAAACCACUGAAAAAUCAUACAAUUAUUUGAUAUAUUGAUGUACAGUAUUUAAAGUCUGUGUAGAGUCGGAUAUUUAUGACACCACAGAAGAUGGUGAUAUUUACAACCCAGCCAAAUUUUAAUGAUUAAAUAACGACAAAUAAAUAAAAUAUGUUAUUAGAGUCUUGGAAAACCGGGCAUGAUUUUCUGCUCUCAAACGCUGGGGGCGUGUCCGUUGUCGCACUGAAACCACACCCACUCGGGGGAAAGCUGCCGUCUCUCUUUCAAAUACCGCUACAACCUGAAAGGAUGCACGAGAUUGUGUAAGGGGCGGGGUCAUACUCGGUGACUCCAGUGCGUCAUCAAGCCGCCAUUUUAGCCCCACCUAAAUAAUCUUAAACACAGAAAUGUGGAUACAACUCCACAAUUCAGUACUAUAGUUCAGUGUCUUUGAACGUGUUUAAGCAAUACAUUAUUAACAUUUAUGUUUAGCAAAAAUUAUCUGUAAUGACUUUACACAGACUUAAAAAAAAAACUUUUGUUUUAGCUCCCAUCUUUAUUUAGAAGCAAGAAAUCUUCACAUUGGGUGUAUUUAUUUUAUUUGAAAUUCGGAAACAGCCAUUUCUAUAGUGUAAGAUCAUUUGUUUGAGAUAAAAUAAAACAUUAAAAUAC
This is a messenger RNA of Paramisgurnus dabryanus, 1971 nucleotides long. RefSeq names its product cytokine induced apoptosis inhibitor 1 (gene ciapin1). Gene Ontology annotation, molecular function: iron-sulfur cluster binding. NCBI's taxonomy places the organism in Eukaryota, Metazoa, Chordata, Actinopteri, Cypriniformes, Cobitidae. Gene Ontology annotation, cellular component: cytoplasm. The record is from RefSeq and is a predicted model, not a curated record. Gene Ontology annotation, biological process: iron-sulfur cluster assembly.